Messenger RNA from Nomia melanderi (Alkali bee), 2620 nucleotides. Its product is annotated as glucose dehydrogenase [FAD, quinone]. The record is from RefSeq and is a predicted model, not a curated record. NCBI's taxonomy places the organism in Eukaryota, Metazoa, Arthropoda, Insecta, Hymenoptera, Halictidae. Gene Ontology annotation, molecular function: flavin adenine dinucleotide binding; oxidoreductase activity, acting on CH-OH group of donors.
UGCAGGAAAUCAAACCAUAGAAAACUUGACGAAGAGGACAGAAAUUUCAUAGUCCAACCUUUCGCGACAGAAAAAAGAGGAGAAAGUCUCUUCCGAAGUGAAGAUCCGUGUCGAAAACGUCGAAAUACCGGAAAAAUGGGGAUUGUCACGGCGACCACGAUAGCCAUAAAAGGUGCGACGAUUCUCCUGGGUAAGGUCGCCAUAAUUCCCGUGUUGAUCGCGGCCCUCGCGUAUUUCAACUACGAUCUGAUGGACCCGGAGAACCAGCCGAAGGUGACCAAGAAUCUGAUGAAGGAAUACGAUUUCGUGGUAAUCGGCGGCGGAUCUGCCGGCAGCGUGGUCGUUAACAGGUUAACGGAGAACCCGGCGUGGAGCGUGUUGCUGCUGGAGGCAGGCGGACACGAGACCGAGAUCACGGACGUGCCGAUACUGUCGCUUUAUCUGCAUAAGAGCAAAUUAGAUUGGAAAUAUAGAACACAGCCGCAGGACUCCGCGUGUCAGGCGAUGGUCGAUCGUCGGUGUUGCUGGACCAGGGGAAAGGUCCUCGGUGGUUCAAGCGUGCUCAACACGAUGCUCUAUAUUCGUGGGAACCGACGUGAUUUCGAUCAAUGGGAGAGUUUCGGGAACUACGGCUGGGGUUACGAGGACGUUCUGCCCUACUUUAAGAAAUCCGAGGACCAAAGGAAUCCCUACUUAGCCCGUAACACGAAAUAUCAUUCCACUGGAGGGUACCUUACAGUGCAAGACUCCCCGUACAACACUCCGCUGGGGGUCGCGUUCCUGCAGGCGGGCGAGGAGAUGGGCUACGACCUGUUGGACGUGAACGGCGAGCGACAAACUGGUUUCGCGUUUUACCAGUACACGAUGCGACGAGGGACCCGCUGCAGCGCGGCGAAAGCCUUCGUCAGGCCGAUCCAACUGCGGAAGAACUUCCAUCUGUCAUUAUGGAGCCACGUGACCCGCAUUCUCGUCAAUCCCCACACGAAGCAGGCGUACGGGGUGGAGUUCAUCAGAGAGGGUCGCAAAGAAGUGGUCUUCGCUCGAAAGGAGGUGAUCCUGUCGGCCGGCGCCAUAAACUCUCCUCAGCUGCUGAUGCUGUCGGGGAUAGGUCCGCGAGCUCACCUCGAAGAACUGGGAAUCCCGGUGAUCCACGACUCGCCUGGCGUCGGCCAGAACCUGCAGGACCACAUAGCAGUCGGGGGGAUAACGUUCCUGAUCGACUACGAGAUCAGCGUGGUGAUGGGCCGAUUGGUGAACAUCAAUUCGGCUCUAAGGUACGCGGUCACCGAGGACGGACCCCUGACCUCGAACGUGGGCCUGGAGGCUGUAGGCUUCAUCUCCACCAAGUACGCGAACCAGACCGACGACUGGCCGGACAUAGAGUUCAUGCUGACCUCCUCGUCCACGAACUCCGACAGCGGCACGCACGUGAAGAACGCGCACGGACUGACCGACGAGUUCUACAACGAGGUGUUCGGCAAGAUCAACAGCCGCGACGUCUUCGGCGUCUUCCCCAUGAUGCUCAGGCCCAAGUCCCGCGGCGUGAUCAAGCUCAAGUCGAAGAACCCCUUGGACUAUCCUCUGCUGUACCAUAAUUACUUGACCCACCCCGACGAUGUUGGAGUUUUGAGGGAGGGCGUCAAGGCCGCCAUUGCCUUCGGCGAGACCAGCAGCAUGAAGAGGUUCGGCGCCAGGUUCCACAGCAAACCCGUGCCCAACUGCAAGCACCUGCCCAUGUUCACCGACGAAUACUGGAACUGCGCCAUUCGACAGUACACCAUGACCAUCUAUCACAUGAGCUGCACCGCGAAGAUGGGCCCGCCGACCGACCCCAUGGCCGUCGUCGACCCCGAACUGAGGGUCUACGGGGUGCGCGGGCUCAGGGUGAUCGACGCGUCCAUCAUGCCCACCAUCACGAACGGGAACAUCAAUGCGCCGGUCAUCAUGAUCGGGGAGAAAGGCGCGGACAUGAUUAGGAAACAGUGGAUGUCGCGCUGGAAGAGGGACAACGUCACUAUCGCCGGCUCCUGAUACGUCGAAUUCUUGCCGAGAAAUCGGUCGUCGGGGAACGAGCCCGUUGCUCCGUGAGCGAUUCGCCGGCCCGAAAUCGUUCGGAGAUUUCGUUUCGCGCGGAUUAUGGGGAUUUGUCGUCGACGGAUUGCGUUUUCGUUAGGGCUGAAUCUGUGCACUUUCGUUCGUUAGUUGCUGGACGCGAGAUGUGGCUUCGACGGUGUUAAGAGAAGAAACGAGGUUGCUUCUGCAUGACGCGGCGAAUUUCGAGGUGGAAUUUGAACGGUUUUUUGAGGAAGCGGAGAAAGUACGGAAUUAUGGGCGAUUCUUGUGGUAGGUUUAUUGGAAUGUACCGAGUUGUUGAAUUUGUUUGCGUUAUGUAGUUGGAUUUACAAUUUUUCUGUAAUUUUGAGCAAUAUUAACCCUUAGAACUCCAGAUGAUUUUGGAAUCUAUCGAUAAUUCCAAGCCGUUUUUAUCCCUAGCACAAUUUCUUUAUUUUCCUUGAUACAAAGUUUGGAUGUAUAGAAGAUCCAGUAAUCUUAGGGUAGUUCUAAAUUUAUUCAUUAAAAUAUUUAAUAGUAUAAAUGGUAUCAAUGGAGCCUACAGAGU